UGUGCUGCAAGAACAUUGUGUCACACCCUUCAGCAGAGAUGAUGCUGAAGAUCAGGAAAUCACAGCGAGCAGCACAGUUCCUGCAGCUUCAGCAAACAUCGUUGAAAGCUCUGGGCCGGCUCAUGGUGGUCCUGCUUGAGACAGAGACCCCCCAUGGAUUCUUCCAGAACAUAGUCCCUGUCCUGCAGAGAUCAGUGACCUCAAACAACGUGUGGGAGCGAAGGAGGGCCCUGCAGACCUGCUCCCAGCUGCUGGCUACAUGUGAAGAGCUUCAAAGAGGAGAUGCCUGCGAGCACUUUGGCUCCUUGGUGGGAUUGCUGGCUCCGCUGACCUGUGACCCCAUGCCGACAUCCCGCCAGUUGGCCGCCACCUGCCUGAGUUCCCUUCUCCGAAUCCAAGCCAAGGCGGCCAACAGAGUCAUUGAGACGGGAGACAUCGGGAGCCUGUGUGAGGGGCUGAAUAACUGCAGUACCAUCGCUCAGCUCCAGAUGUCAUCCAAACUGGCAAGGGUAAGUGGACCCAAAAAGGGGUGGUGGGAUCUCAAUGCAUAGGCUUCUGCACGACCCUAUGCUGCCCCCAGCCUCCCACACCAUUUCCAAAAUGAGCUGUCACCCUGAGACCGCUUCUCUCAGCAAGUAGUAGGAGGCUCUGAGCUAUGUCUGUCCUUCAG
This is a messenger RNA of Meleagris gallopavo (turkey), 670 nucleotides long. The record is from RefSeq and is a predicted model, not a curated record. Lineage: Eukaryota; Metazoa; Chordata; Aves; Galliformes; Phasianidae.